Peronospora matthiolae is the source of this 627-nucleotide messenger RNA. The record is from the annotation of a GenBank genome assembly. NCBI's taxonomy places the organism in Eukaryota, Oomycota, Peronosporomycetes, Peronosporales, Peronosporaceae.
AUGGGCAUCCAUGCUGUUAGCGUCAUGCUAGAGGCUCUCAAUAGAGAUGCCCAACAUGCUACUAUCGCCAAGUUCAUUCAAAAUGAACUUGACGCAGAACGCGAGAAAGUAGCCUUGCUUCACCAACAAGGUUCUCAACAAGCAGAGUUGUUGAGAGAACAGGGUGCUCAACAGUUUGAACUGUUGAGACAGCAGCAGGCUGCUGCUGGCGGGUCGAUGCACUCGCGUCGACCCGAGACUUUGAAGAUUGACAUCUCCAAGUAUAGGGGGGUCGAAGAGGACUCCCUCUUGAGAUGGUUCGUCGAAUUGGAUGACGCCAUAAGGGCGCGUCGCAUCGACGACGGGGAUAUGCAAGUUGCAUUUGCCCAGUCAAAUCUGGCAGGACGUGCCAAGACUUGGGCACUGGGGCUCAAGCUGCACGACCCAUAUGCGUUUGGGUCGUUGGAAGUCUUCAAGUCGCGGCUCAGACAAACGUUUGAACCGCCUAGAGCUGAGUUCAGAGCUCGAACCGAACUCUUGAAGCUCAAGCAGGGUAAGCGUGAUGUGCACGCUUACGCUCAACAUAUACGACAUCUCACGAGAUGUAUAAGUUCCAACGAGAUGUAUAAGUUCCAAUCCGGUGGAUGA